UUAGAAUACUUGUCUGGUUUCUGCAAAUAUGACAGAUUGACUGACUUCAAUCGCAAAACGCCGACAACUGCAAUCAUUUUGUGCUUUCACAUCGAAAGGAUGCUGUCGAUGGUCAUGAUUGCGCAGAAGGAAAACGUCAUUUUAAACCUUUAGGCAUGUUAUCAUGCCGUAGUUCGAAUAACUCAUGUUUAGACUUUUGGUGUAACUUAAUAACCAACGAAAGAGAGGUUCAACUCAUGAUCGACAGGGAAGUUCAAGAAAAAGUGCUAAAAAGAUCAAUCUGAUUUCAUUGUUUGACAAUCAACUUGGUGAAGGAAUCAUAAUGAAAAGACUGCGUUUGACUCAGGCGAUUUUCCCUUUCUUCCUUGGCGCCAUAUUUAUGUACAGCGUACAAAUUCUAUACAGUUAUCCAUCACUGGAUAAAUAUUCUAGCUCUCGGGUGCGAGCCAUCGAGGAGGGGUAUGGGGAUCGAGUCCCGCGAGGAUAUGGAUGGAAACACAAUGAUAGGUACAGACCAUGGAAGGAUCAUCCCAGGGACAAGGUGGUGGAUUUUGGAGGAGCAAGACGAAAACGAAGUAAGUUUGAGCUGAUGAUAGAUGAGGCGGAGCAACUCAUGGCUCAAGGCACGGAGAAUAAAAUGCUUAGAGACAAAAAUAUAGAAGAGAGCAAGAAAAACACGCAACGUAAUCUGAGAGACGACCAUGCUGAGCGUCGCUUGGCCCAGGAUGUCAACAAGGACAAUUGGUUAGAUAGAGACCCAGAAACAAAAAUGAGCGAAAAUCAACCUGGACUACGGAAGAAAGAAGAGGAGCACCAGAAGGCCCAGGUCGUCAAGGAGAAAAAUAUUAUUUCAGUAAAAUACACAGAAACAAACGAUAGCAAAGAGAAUAUUCAACAUACAUUGAAAGAUAAAAAGAAUAUUCAACAUAUACCACCACUGCAGAGAAACAAGACGAAACAUCUUCCAAAUGAGAAUGUCAAGGAGUCAGUUAGAAAGCCAAAAACUGCAGAUCGUCAGAAGGAUGCCCAUUCUGCCCAUAAAGACAAAAAUAUUGUUAUCUACAACAAAGAUAUCACUAUACCCAAGCACGAACAUUACGUGGAUGAACCAGUUGAUGCCCACAAUUAUGCUUACAUACAUAAACCAAACGUUUGUUCUAAGGCGGAUGGUAGGAGGGUAAGGGUCUUGCUUAUCUUUAUGGUAACCACAUCCCCUAAGAACUUGGAGAGAAGGAUGCUGAUUCGUGAUACGUAUGGAAAUAGGCGCAGAUGGCCCGCUCUUUCAUCUGGGGUAUUUCGGACUGUCUUUCUUUUAGGCGCGGUUGAGAACAAAACCAUACAAAACAGCAUCCGCAAAGAAUCGGAAACCUACAGGGAUAUCAUCCAGGAGGACUUCCUGGACAGCUACGCGAACCUGACCUUGAAGACAGUCAUGGGACUGAAGUGGGUGGCGAACCAUUGCAGGCAUGCCAAGUAUACCAUGAAGAUAGACGACGAUUCAAUGAUUCACCAAGCUCGACUGCUUGGGCUGCUAAAGAAUGCCACUUCCGUGAAGUUCACUGCUGCAGAAUCGCUGAUGAACGCCCCAGUGCUGCGUAACACGAGCAGCAAGUACUACAUCUCUGAGACCUACUACCCUGCGCCAACAUAUCCUCCUUAUUUGAACGGACCUGGGUAUCUGAUAUCGACGGACCUUACCGAAGGACUAUACAAAGUUGCUAUCAAGACGCCUCUGUUUCCUUGGGAAGACGUUUUCUUGGGGAUUUGCUUGAAGCGCCUCGGGGUUACACCCAGACACGUUCCUAAUUUCAUGCACAUUGUAGCCAGAGAGCUACGGAACAAGAAAAGAGCAGUAAACUUGUUUAAAAGCCACACUGUGGUUUCGAACCUGCGACCUACAGAUAUGAUGCUCAUGUGGACCACUACCCGAAUAAGGAUAAAAGGCAAUAUAAAAAGCAACAAUAAUUUAAUAAAAUCCUGAUUUUACUGUAUGUUUGUAUCAUUUUGUAUUCGGCCUUUUCAAUUGACAAGUCUUUCUUUCUAAUAAGACAUAGUUUUACGUAUUUGAAUGUGAUUUAACUUCACUUGUAUAUUUUUGUUCAUGAUAUUGGUGAAAAACAAAACAUUUACUGUUGUCAGUUAACUUUAAAACCCACUCACCUAAAUCUGCAUACCUUGACAGCAAUCUGUGUUCGAUUCAUAAUAACGUAAGAGAUGGUACCGCACGUUAAUGAUUGAAUAUAAGAAAGUAAUAAUAAAGUUAAUAACGAAAUACCAAUGAGAUAGCACCUCUAACGACACAAUCACGAUCAUUCCAGUAAUUUUAAAAAGAUGUCAGUAUUAUAGUUAUGUAUGUUAAGAACUCUCUAUGUUUGCUAAUUUUUAUAUGUUUAUUUUUUAUUUAUGUUAAAGAAUUUAUCAUGGCCAAAUCACCUUAGAUAUUGUCGUGAAAUUGCGUUUUGAAUUGUGGCUAACUAUGACUAAUUCACUGCAGAUUAAGUUUGAACCAAUCAGAUGCAAUGAUUUAAGCAUUUUUGUAAGAUAAUAUUAGUCAGUGAAAACCAUCAUUUGUUUUACGCAAUGUUCCCCAGGUAGUUGCAUAACAAUAUUGAAUCAAUUUCUGUAACACGAAACACGUAUUUCUCAUAGUGGAUCAAUAUGGUUGCAACAAGGAAAUUUGAUUGAAAGCUCAUCAAAUGAUUAGAUGAGAUGAGGAAACAAUAAACGAGAGGCCUUGCAAUUCUUUGACCCCUGUAAUCUUUCUCCUACCCCUCCCCCAUGAAAAUACACUAGUGACGACUUUGCAUUUGUAUAAUGAUUUCUCGAUUUUUUCUCCAUUAUAUAUAUAUUGAAAUUAAUUUUAUGUUGGUGUAGACGUUGCUUUUCAUCAAUGUUUCUCAAGACAAUUCGGUGAAAGUAAGAAGAAAAAAAAAGAACCCCCAAACGGCCCCAUGCAAGUAUGAAGAUAGAUUGUAUUACACACUUGAAAUUUCAAUUUUCUGUGUAUAAAGGCUUGAAAAGGUCCCCCAGUAUUAUUUUCUCAGGACAUUCAAAAGUCAUAAUUUGCAUAGCGCGUGGCUAGGUCUCUCCUAUCUGCCUAUGCAAUAUUGUCCAUUAUACCGAACAAAAAGUGGCUUCAAAAUGUCAUUUCACUGAUCAAAAGGGAAGAACAUCGUUUUGUUUGAGCUUUGUCAACAAAAUACAAUCGCUUUUUCAUUCCGUUGUAGCAUUGAAGUAGCUGACUUGCCGACUGUCUCUAUCAGUCUAUUGUAUUUCUGACCGCCUUACUUGUUAAGUAGGUCAUACGUUACGUAAUUAUUAGUUUGCACUUCAGAAAAAGAAUAUCAAAAGUUAGGGAAAAUGUAGCAUCACAACCAAAUAUUUUGUUCUUUGUCUACAACUGGCAAUCCCACACACGAACGUUUUUAGUCUUCCAUUAUUGAUUUGUAGAAUCUCACUUAAAAUUGUUAUCAAACGAGGAAGACAUCUUGGUUGCUUCGGGGAUUGCUUGAGCUCAGUGAUGGGGGUACUGCAUGAGCUACGAAGUAAUCCAUAGCAAAGACGCAAUGAAUAACAUAUAUAUGUGUUUUCGUGGCUGCCUGUUCUAUAUCACGUAGAUCUCAUGUCAAAAGGUAUCUUCAUGCAGAUUCAACACAAUUCUAUGUCUGGAAAUCAUAAUUAAUUUAUAAAAGCCGUAAAAUAUUCAGGUUAAAUUAUAAUAAAAGAUAAAAAGGGUAUCAAUUUCAAAACGUAUGCAUAUUAGAUGUACAGGUCUUAUAGUUCUUAGUUCUUAUGAUUAGUGCACUGGUAAAAUAAUGAGAAAAAUUUGCUCAGGUGGAAAAGGCAAAUAAUUUUGAAAGGAAAAAAGGUAAAUUAAAUAU
Molecule: messenger RNA, 3881 nt
Organism: Lytechinus variegatus (green sea urchin)
Lineage: Eukaryota; Metazoa; Echinodermata; Echinoidea; Temnopleuroida; Toxopneustidae
Product: N-acetyllactosaminide beta-1,3-N-acetylglucosaminyltransferase 4-like
Exons: 1
Coding region: 323-1981 (552 amino acids)
Cellular component (GO): membrane
Molecular function (GO): hexosyltransferase activity
Source: RefSeq, a predicted model, not a curated record